Messenger RNA from Cooperia oncophora, 576 nucleotides. Lineage: Eukaryota; Metazoa; Nematoda; Chromadorea; Rhabditida; Trichostrongylidae. The record is from the annotation of a GenBank genome assembly.
AUGGGAGCAUCACAGUCUACUAACCGAGCUGCCAAGUUUAGUGGGUCUCGGAGACGUGUUCAAAGUUGUAAUAGCGCUCCGCCCACAGCUCCAACUGUACGACGGCAACUGUCACAACGGAACACUAAUCGAAAUGUGAAGGAAUUCUCAAAAUUCUGGUCGGAUGGAUAUUUGACUACUGAUUAUUACAGGUGGUUCGUUCCGUCCAAAAAGUGGCUGCCCACGACGAAGCGAGUCAGUGAGACGAGCCAACAGCGUACGCCGGACAAAAGCGAUGACGUGGAAUGUUUUCGAUCAUUCAAAUUUUCAGCGGUGGAACAACCACCACAGAAUGCGAUCACACCUCUACCAACACCGUACAUUACUCCACGAUCGCCGAGAAACUCUCAACAACUGCUCACCCGCCAACGACAAUCCCGUUCCUUCUCGCAGUUUGGCGCCUAUGCGAUGCCGUCAGUGCGAUACGAUCACUUUGAUGAUGACGUCAUUUCUGAAUCGAAAAGCCCUCAUCUAGGAGAGUGCAAUGCAGAACAGCCGCAUACAUUGCAAUUCCCACAUGAGACCGCCAUUUAUUGA